Amphimedon queenslandica is the source of this 1936-nucleotide messenger RNA. RefSeq lists its product as uncharacterized. NCBI's taxonomy places the organism in Eukaryota, Metazoa, Porifera, Demospongiae, Haplosclerida, Niphatidae. The record is from RefSeq and is a predicted model, not a curated record. Bases 101 to 1804 code for a protein of 567 amino acids. The transcript has 8 exons. Gene Ontology annotation, molecular function: lipid binding.
CCACGCCUCAAGCUAGCUUUUUGCACGCUUUCUGUGUGACAGGUAGCAAGCAACUGUUAAAGUGAUUUUUCUCUGUUUCUACGAAGAAGUAGGGAAAGCAAUGCAGGUUUCAUCCUCGAGAACGUUAGCUUUUCAAUGCUAUAAUCUUUUCUUAGUUCAACGGGCAGCACUACUAACCACAGGACGUAGUGUAAAGUCUCAAAGUACUACUGUUAAACGUAUGGUCAGUGCCUCUAGAUGGAGGGAGGACGAAAGAGAGAGGGGCUCUAAGGGCAAGUGGUGGAAUGGCUGGGAGAGAGCACUACAAUUGACUUAUUUCAGAUACUGCCUGUAUGCUGUGGCUGUAUUUAUGUGGGACAGAGAAAGAGUAUCUAACUCUCAAGCAGAAGCAUGUUACAAUAAGUACAAACAUAAGCACAAUAUCCAGGACAAUACUGAAGACCCAUCCUCUUCUACUUCUCCUCCUCCUCCUCCUUCUACUAUUAAACCCUCUCCUACUCAAACUAAACCAUUUAAAUCACAAACUAUUGAUGUUCAAGGAGUCUUCAUGGAGCUUGAGUCAAACUGCAGCACAGGCAGGCAUGGUAAUAAAAAAAGUAGCAAAGAUGGCCAGGAUAGCAAGAAUGCUCCUCGUGUUGAAGAUAAAGUCAAAAGAAGACGUUUUUUGUCAAAGGGCUCUUCCUCUUCUUCUCAUAACGAAACUGCUGCAGAUGAUGUAAUGAGCAAAGACGGUCAAGGAGACAAUGCUAAUGGAGGAGUUUGGAAAAAACUAAGUGAGAUUGGUCAAGCUACUGGCUCUUUCUUUUCAAAUUGUUAUGAUUAUCUUUCCUCUUUGGCAUCAAAGUCACCUCCUCCCACUCAGCCUGCCACCCCUUCCAGUGAGAGAGUACAAAAGGAUCCUCCUCCAGUCAGUCAACCAGAGACUGAGAAGAAGAGAAGUGGACUUGUCUCCCAUUCAGCCAUUACUGCUGAUGAUGCAAUGGAAGCCACUAAAAAUGCUUCAUCGGGAGAGGCCAAGAAAAAAAGUAGCAAUAAAAUGGUUGACAUAUCAAAUGAGACUAAGAACUUGAGGCAUAAAGCAAAAGCUCCUUCAACUAGUGAUAAAGCUAGUAAUGGGGCCACUGAGAACCAGCCAGAUGGCAGGCAACUGUCACUAAGAGAAGCAGUACCCGUAGAGCCUGCUGAUCCUGUGCAAGAUGGCUGGGAAUUUGUAGUGGAGCAAGACGAAUGCAAAGUAUAUUCAAAGUUUUACAAAGACACUGGUCUGAAGCAGUAUAAAGUGAUAGGGUCAUAUGAUGACAUUACUCCUAGAGAUUUCCUUGAUGUACAGCUUGCUGGUCAUGAAGAAAGAAAGACAUGGGAUGCCUAUGUCAUUAAACUUGAUACAAUAGAUACAGACACACACACUGGUAGUGAAGUUGUUCAUUGGAUCAUGAAAUUCCCAUUUCCAUUGUCAAGUAGGGAGUAUGUAUUUGUUAGAAGAGCGUGGAUCAGCCCCAAUGAAGAUGCAGCUGUCAUUAUUAGCAAAGCGGUUGAUCACCCAGCUGCUCCAGAGAGCAGGAAGUACGUAAGAGUAAAGAGCUAUUACAGUGAGAUGGUUAUAAAGCCUUACUCAUCUGUGGAUGAGCUUGGAUUUCGCUACGAACUGACAUAUUUUGAUGACCCAGGUGUCUACCUGCCUUCAUCAGCCCUCAACUGGGUCAGCAAAUCAGCAAUGCCUGAUUUUCUUAAUAAAAUGCAUGCAGCUGCUUUACGGAAAAGUUCCUCAUACUCAAGUAGCCGACAGCACAAGAGUGCAGUAUAAAAUACAUCGACUAUAAUGUUUGACAAUCAUUCUCUCUCCAGUCAUUCUUUCAUCCACCAUUAUUCAAGAAUUAAAAUUAUUUUAUUAUUUAUUAUUAUUAUUUAUUAUUAUUAUUAUGGACAACUGAAUGAA